This is a messenger RNA of Paramormyrops kingsleyae, 1385 nucleotides long. RefSeq names its product telomerase RNA component interacting RNase-like. The record is from RefSeq and is a predicted model, not a curated record. Lineage: Eukaryota; Metazoa; Chordata; Actinopteri; Osteoglossiformes; Mormyridae. Gene Ontology annotation, molecular function: 5'-3' exonuclease activity; 3'-5' exonuclease activity.
CAUAAAACCAACAAAGGUGCAACUCCGCGAAAGGCAACAUGGUGGACGCCUGCAAAGGUUUUCCAAUAAACUUUAACAGAAAUAAUUAAGAUAACAGAGCAUUAUUUCCUUUGAGUCUAUCCAAAUUAGUUUCACUUUUGUGAAAAGUGCAAAAAAAAAUAAUUCUUAGAGUCUGCAAUCCAUUUCAUCUCUUAUUUAGUCACGCUUGUAGCUGGAUGGUUACAUGCAUGUUGGGUAUGAUUUAGUCAUCUACAUGAAUGCUCGAUCUGAUCUUUAGUCACCCGACUGUUUAACUACAAACACGGAAAGGUACAAAAAGCGACUUUGUAUCCGCUUGUAUAAAACGUCAUUAGGUAAGCUGACGGUGGAGUUGGUCGGGUGGGGUCGCGCAUUGCUGUGUUACCCACAGCCGGAGAACGCCGCCUGAACAGUAGCUGGAGCGUCGCUAUUACUUGCAAAUAAGAUACGACAUAUUUAAAACAAACAUCAUGGACUCAAAACGCAGCAACACGAAAACAAGUCAGAGUAGCAGUAGCUGCGAUUCAAGCGGCAGCAGUCCCGGCGGCUCGCCCUCAAGCCCGGCUCCCUGCAAGGCGCCCGGGGGUAACGCUUUCGCCAACGACGGCAGCUUCAUGGAGAUGUUUAAGAAAAAAAUGGAGGAGGAAAAAAGGAAAAGAGAACUGGAGCAAGAGCAGAGCGAAAAGAGAUCUGCAGAAGAGGGACAGUCAACGCAAGAAAAGAAGACAGUUAACGUGACCAGCUUUGUGGGCAAGCGGAGAGGCGGCGCCAAAUUGGCCCUCAAGACCGGGAUGGUAGCCAAGAAGCAGAAACUGGAGCCAGAGGUUGUGGCUGGUAAAGGAGAUGCUUGGACUAAGUAUAUGGCUGAGGUCAAAAAAUACAAAGCGCACCAGUGUGGGGACGAUGACAAAACCAGACCUCUGGUCAAAUAGACUCCAGUGCCGCUCUGUUUGUCCCCCCUCUGCCCCCGUCCUGAACGCCACCUGGCCCAGGUACACGUGAGCUCUCAGUCUUUGGGGAGAAGAGAACAGACUGUCCUCCAAACUGCCUGGCUUGUGCUUCACUAAAAUCAGGCUGAAAAACUUUGUAUUUUUCCUUCCCACUCGCCGUCAUGGAUCCUUCAUGUCUCUGCCCCUGUUUUUUACUUUCAUAGUUGACUGCAUUUCAUAUUGAGUUAAGGCAGUUAAGUGUGUAGAUGUAUUUACUUUUUACGUGACACAGAGUGUGUUGCUGUCGUAGUUGGAAUUUGCUUUGUCUUGUGAAAUUGUUUUUUCUAUUCGCAUAUGGAAGCUGCAUAUGUAACCGUCACCAUCGUAAAGUAAAACUUUUCCUCCAUAUUAAAUGGUUUCUGUGGUCUGAGAUGCUAA